AUGCUUGAGAAAGACUUGGACUCAAUCAAAGAACAACUACCCAAACUCGAUCAAGCUAAUCAAACGGAAAUGCUUGAGAAAGAAUUGGACUCAAUUAAAAAACAACUACCCAAACUCGAUCAAGCUAAUCAAAUAGAAAUGCUUGAGAAAGAAUUGGACUCAAUCAAAGAACAACUACCCAAACUCGAUCAAGCUAAUCAAACAAAAAUGCUUGAGAAAGAAUUGGACUCAAUCAAAGAACAACUUCCCAAACUUGAUCAAGCUAAUCAAACGGAAAUGCUUGAGAAAGAAUUGGACUCAAUUAAAGAACAACUACCCAAACUCGAUCAAGCUAAUCAAACAGAAAUGCUUGAGAAAGAAUUGGACUCAAUCAAAGAACAACUACCCAAACUCGAUCAAGCUAAUCAAACAGAAAUGCUUGAGAAAGAAUUGGACUCAAUCAAAGAACAACUACCCAAACUUGAUCCAGCUAAUCAAACGGAAAUGCUUGAGAAAGAAUUGGACUCAAUCAAAGAACAACUACCCAGACUUGAUCAAGCUAAUCAAACGGAAAUGAUUGAGAAAGAAUUGGACUCAAUCAAAGAACAACUACCCAAACUCGAUCAAGCUAAUCAAACAGAAAUGCUUGAGAAAGAAUUGGACUCAAUCAAAGAACAACUACCCAAACUUGAUCCAGCUAAUCAAACGGAAAUGCUUGAGAAAGAAUUGGACUCUAUCAAAGAACAACUACCCAGACUUGAUCAAACUAAUCAAACGGAAAUGCUUGAGAAGGGAUUAAACUCAGUCAAAGAAGCACUGUCAAAACUCAAUCAAUCAAACUUCGAUCAAGCUAGAAAAGUGGAAAUGCUUGAAGAAGAAUUAAACUCAGUCAAGGAAGCGUUGUCUUUAU
This is a messenger RNA of Saccostrea cuccullata (small rock oyster), 889 nucleotides long. RefSeq lists its product as uncharacterized. The annotation marks the transcript as partial. The transcript has a single exon. The record is from RefSeq and is a predicted model, not a curated record. NCBI's taxonomy places the organism in Eukaryota, Metazoa, Mollusca, Bivalvia, Ostreida, Ostreidae.